Molecule: messenger RNA, 1685 nt
Organism: Theobroma cacao (cacao)
Lineage: Eukaryota; Viridiplantae; Streptophyta; Magnoliopsida; Malvales; Malvaceae
Product: oxoglutarate-dependent flavonoid 7-O-demethylase 1-like
Source: RefSeq, a predicted model, not a curated record
UUCACCCUACUGCUAGUCUGCUACCAUCUUCAUGACCGCAUAUCUGCAUCCCAUUUCUCUUCUCUUCUUUUUCCUUCCUUUUGUUUCUUUCUUUCUAUUUAUCUAUUUUUUAUAUUUUUGAGAUCAAUACUUUCAUAUCUUAAAUGAUCUGUUCCUCUCUUUGAUUUUUUUUGCCAAAAACGUUAUAUUUUGAGAAAGAUGGAAUCAGAAUUAACAAAGCUAGGCAGCUCCAUCCCGGUUCCUUCCGUUCAAGAGGUGGCAAAGGAGGCCCUCGGCCGAGUUCCACAACAAUAUCAACGUCCUGAUCAAGACCCUCCAUUCACAUCCAUUGAUACUUGUUCACCACAGCAAGUCCCGGUCAUCGACAUGCUUAAGUUGCUCUCUGGAGAUCAUUUCAUGGACGUUGAACUAGAAAAGUUGCACUAUGCAUGUAAAGAAUGGGGUUUCUUCCAGUUGAUAAAUCAUGGAGUGAGUAAGUCAUUAGUGGAUAAAGUGAAAAAGGGGAUUCAAGGAUUGUUCAACCUCCCGAUGGAAGAGAAGAAGAAGCUUUGGCAGCGUGAAGGGGAUCUGGAGGGAUUCGGACAGGCCUUUGUUGUGUCUGAGGAACAGAAGCUUGACUGGGGGGACAUGUUCUUCAUGACUGCACUCCCAACUCAUCUCAGGAAGCCUUACCUCUUCCCCAACCUUCCUCUCCCAUUCAGAGAUGACAUCGAAGCUUACUCGGCAGAACUGAGAGAUCUUGCGUUGAAAAUCCUUGCCUUCCAGGCAAAAGCACUGGGAAUGGAUCCUAAUGAUUUAAGUAUCUUUGAAGAAGGUUGGCAAGCAUUUAGGAUGAACUACUACCCCCCAUGUCCACAACCAGAGCUUGCCAUUGGGUUAAGCCCUCACUCGGAUGCUGUUGGCAUCACCAUUCUGCUUCAAAUCAAUGAAAUGGAAGGCCUUCAGAUAAGGAAAGAUGGCGCUUGGGUUCCUAUCAAACCCUUGCCUGAUGCUUUUGUGGUUAAUAUUGGGGAUAUCAUGGAGCUAGUGACCAAUGGAAUUUACGGUAGCAUUGAGCAUCGUGCAACAGUUAACUCAGAGAAAGAGAGGCUCUCGAUCGCCACAUUUUACUGCCCGAAACUGGAUGGAGAGAUGGGUCCAGCUCCAAGCCUCAUCACUCCAGAAACCCCAGCAAAUUUCAAAAGAAUAGGUGUUGCAGACUUCUUCAAGGAGCUGUUUAAACGUAGGCUCGAGAAAAAGUCAUUCCUUGAUGUCUUGAGAACCCAAAACUAGUUAGGAAUGCCAGAAACAUGUGAUCGGCCGGCAUUGCCGACUGCUCACAGUUAAGGUGAAAAUUUAUGCAACUAUGCUGUCAGUAAAUAAAUAUCAUGAGAAAGAGGAAGUGAACAAGAAGAGCUUCGCCAGGUUAUUGGUUUCUCCUUUUUCACAAUUGAGAGACAAGUUCAUCAGAGUGGAUACUAGCUACUUGUCUAAACUAUAUUGAUUCUUAGCUACAUACUUGCUCUACAUUCAACACUUGUCCCUUGGUAUUUUAUUAUGUUCGAAGGGCAUUUUUAGAUUUUUACUUCUUUUUUCUCCUUUCUUACUGAUUCCCUUUCCCUCUAGGAUCCAACCUCUCCCAUUCUUGUAUCCGUCGGUUGUGUUGGGGUUUUUCUUUUUGUUGAAGGGGGUUUUUGUUUUUGGUU